Pisolithus orientalis is the source of this 954-nucleotide messenger RNA. RefSeq lists its product as uncharacterized. The record is from RefSeq and is a predicted model, not a curated record. Gene Ontology annotation, cellular component: nucleus. NCBI's taxonomy places the organism in Eukaryota, Fungi, Basidiomycota, Agaricomycetes, Boletales, Pisolithaceae. Gene Ontology annotation, biological process: mRNA export from nucleus. Bases 163 to 756 code for a protein of 197 amino acids. The transcript has 7 exons. Gene Ontology annotation, molecular function: mRNA binding.
CGGAAUAUAUCUGUUGGCCGCACGAGUCGUUUCUCUUCACGUCGCCCCUUUGUCGUUGCCACCCAUCUUCCCUAAACCUACCGCAGUCGUCGUAGCUCGUUCCGUCCAAGUCGUCGCAUUCUAAUCUCGUUUUUUUUUUAAAAAAACCCAAUUUCAAGUGCAAUGGACAAGUCUCUCGAUGAUGUUAUCGCUGCUCGCAAGAGCCAACGCCGUCGUCGCCCCUCUGCAAAAGCCCAAGUAUUGGGCAAUCCUGCUGCCCGUGCUGCUGCUGCGAAUGCCACUGUUGCCAAGGCUGCGGCUCCCGCAAGUUCCGCGCAACCUGCGGACAAGAUCAUUGUCUCCAACCUCCCAAGCGACGUCAACGAAGUACAAAUCAAGGAACUCUUCCAUAGCACUAUUGGUCCACUUCGAGAUGGUGUUGCUGCUGUCCAUUUCCAGAGGAAGGGAGACGGCACAAAGGCUUACCAACAGUACAACAAUCGAUUGAUCGAUGGCAAACGACCCAUGAAAAUCGAGAUUGUCAUUGACCCCGCUCGUCCAGCGCCGCAAUCGCUCGCGUCGCGUGUUGCACCUGCCGCUGCUGCCGCCGUCACCACUACUACUCGCGUAGCAAGACCCGCAACGCGCGGUGGACGUCGUGGGCUCAAGACUCGCCGGAAGCCAACUGAACGCCCGCAGAAGUCUGUGGCUGAUUUGGACGCAGAAAUGGAGGAUUACACGGCUGCCAACAGCGCAACACCCGCUGCUGCCGUCUAAGUUGUCGAAUGUUGGGUCCCAUGUGUUGUCUCUUCUCUUGCCUAAGUAGAUACCUGUUCCGUUUCUUUAGUAUGUUGCCUUGGCUCCUUACCGUAGUCCCCCGUGUACUUUAGGCUGCGUCGCGUUUUGAUGUGAUUUUGUGUCUGUCCUGAUUUGAAUACAGCGUAUCGAGAUAAUAAGAUUAUGCUGAUCACUAGU